Peronospora matthiolae is the source of this 2052-nucleotide messenger RNA. Lineage: Eukaryota; Oomycota; Peronosporomycetes; Peronosporales; Peronosporaceae. The record is from the annotation of a GenBank genome assembly.
AUGCGAGCAUUCAAAUGUCAGACAUUUAUACUGACUCCGAAGGAGAAGCGACUCAAGUGGGAUCCAAAGGCUCGCGCUGGCAUAUUCGUGGGCUACGAAGAAGUGUCCAAGGCAUAUCGUGUAUUUGACAUUGAGGCGGGGCAGGUGGUUAUCAGCCGCGAUGUCAACUUCGACGAGUCCACCUUUGGACUUCAACUGCCGAUCACUGAUGAAGAUGUCGAUGACCUGGACUUCGAAUUGCUGGAUCUUGAUGACGAAGAGCUGCGUCAAAUGGAGUAUCAGCAAACUGGCAAGCGCAAGAACCGACUCAAUGAUGAAGAUACAGCAGCUCCACGACCGCGUGCAGUGCGUCAACGACCAGGACUAGAAGAGUCAAGCGCGCCGGAAAACAACUCGUCACGACAAGAAGAAGACGAAGAAACGAAGGAUUCUGGUGAUUCAACACCGCCUGUGUUUUGGCGUGCGAGUGCAAAUGCCGUUGAAGCAGCAGUAGACUUAUCAGAACCCUCAACAUUUGAAGCAGCAGUAAGCGGCCCUGACCAAGUGCACUGGAGAAAAGCAAUUCAUGCAGAGCUCGAGUCAAUGCGACUUCGCGGUGUGUUUCGUGCAGCCAAGCUGCCCAACGGACAACGCGCCAUUGGCACAAAAUGGGUGUUCAAGAUCAAGCGCAAGGCGGAUGGGUCAAUCGAGAAGUACAAGGCACGACUUGUGGCCAAGGGUUUCCGCCAAAAGUAUGGCAUCGACUACACGGAGACGUUUUCGCCUGUGGUCAAGUAUGUGACGCUGCGAAUGGUGAUCGCAAUUUCCAAGCAUUUUGGAUGGCCCAUCGACCAGCUUGAUGUGGUGACAGCUUUCCUGUAUGGCGUCAUGAAGGAACAAGUGUUCUGCGUGAUUCCUGAAGGCGUCGAACUUGACAGUACGUUCGACUGCCUGGAAUUGGUGAAGUCAAUUUACGGCCUCAAGCAAGCGUCGCGAGUGUGGAACGAGACGUUCGACGAGUAUGUGUGCUCCAUCGGAUUUCAAGUAUCGGACUUCGACCCAUGUCUCUACAUCAAGACUUCGGACGGCCAUUGCGUAUUUAUACUGGUCUACGUGGACGACGUCUUGGUGACUGGAAGCUCGCUCGAGCUGAUUGCACAAACCAAGAACGACCUGAAGACGCGGUUCGAAAUGACGGACAGCGGCAAGUGUGCGUUUGUUCUUGGGAUCGAGCUUUUGGACGGUGAAGAUGGCAGUGUGACAAUAUGUCAGCGUCGGUAUGUCGAUGAUAUCCUCAAGCGCUUUGGCAUGGAUGAUUGCAAGGCAGUCGCAAGUCCAGUCGACAUGAGCUCUCGACUUGUUUCAAGUGAUGCAACUACCAAGGUCGAUGCUCCUUUUCGCGAAGCUGUUGGUGCGUUGAUGCACCUGACCACUGCAACGCGUCCGGACAUUGCGUUUGCUGUGGGCUAUGUGUCGCGGUUCAUGGAAAAUCCCCAAGAAGAACACUGGGUUGCAGUUAAGCGUAUCUUUCGCUACCUACAAGGCACCAAGACGCAUGGAAUUUGCUACAAGCCAAGUGCAAGGAUCGACUUCCGUGGAUAUUCGGAUGCGGAUUGGGCUGGUGAUCUUACCGACCGCAAGUCAACAUCGGGGUACACGUUCAUGCUACUCGGUGCGCCAGUCAGUUGGGGCAGCAAGAAGCAGCCAAGUGUUUCGUUGUCCACGAGUGAAGCCGAAUACAUCGCACUCAGCUUGGCGAUUCAAGAGGGCAAGUGGAUUCAUCGUCUGCUUUGUGAGAUCGUGAUGGCUGCCAAUGAAGAAGGACCGGAACUCAUGAUCCAUGAAGACAAUCAGUCGUGUAUCAAGAUGACGAAGAACCCAGUCAACCACGGCCGUGCCAAGCACAUUGAUAUCAAGUACCAUCACAUCCGUGAUGAGGUCAAGCGCGGUGAAGUGAAGCUCAAGUACUGUGAAACUGCGGUGAUGUUAGCGGACAUCAUGACGAAGGGACUUCAUGGACCACGCCACAAGGAGAUUACGACGGCUCUCGGGAUUCGUGAGCAUUCGGAUUGA